Mya arenaria is the source of this 2319-nucleotide messenger RNA. RefSeq names its product furin-1-like. NCBI's taxonomy places the organism in Eukaryota, Metazoa, Mollusca, Bivalvia, Myida, Myidae. The coding region runs from base 38 to 1882 and encodes 614 amino acids. Gene Ontology annotation, cellular component: Golgi membrane; trans-Golgi network. The transcript has 13 exons. Gene Ontology annotation, biological process: protein processing. The record is from RefSeq and is a predicted model, not a curated record. Gene Ontology annotation, molecular function: serine-type endopeptidase activity.
GUAGAUCGCUAAAAGGAACUUAACAUACAAAAUAUUUAUGGCUACUUCCGAACGGCGCAUUUACUGGCUACUCGUUCUUUUUUGGGCAGGAAACCGAUCGGAAUACACAGAUAAAGUAGUUGUUAAAAUUCAAGAUAAUCUUCUAAGAACAGUGGAAACAUGUAUGUCACAUCUUCAGUAUGUGUACGUAGACAAGAUCAUUGACGGCAUAUACGUUUUUGAAAAACUUGAUGGCAUUGCUGGAGAACUUUGGGAUGAGCAGCUUCAAGAAAUAAAGGACCAUUGUGACGGCAAGAUUGAAGAGAUAGAACAAAGUCGAUACAUGUUUCCUCUGAUUCCGAUUGAAGCUAAUGAAGAAGAAGACAAAUUGCACCGUAACUACUUGAUGGAGGACUGCCAAUUCUUGUACCACGAAACCCACGGCAUUUCACAAGCUUGGUCCUCCGGUUACAGUGGCAAAGAUGUUGUUAUUGGGAUGAUCGAUAUUGGGUUCCCAGGAAUACACCCGGACUCAAUAUAUAUCAAUAUAUCCCUGUCGCACGAUUUCGGAGAGUAUGUUGGGGGAAGACAUAUAACGAGCAUGUUGUCGAACGAUAUAAACAAGAUAUCGGACGAAACAUGUAGCUUUUGUGAUGUUGGAGUUGCUUAUAAAGCAGAUUUCGUUGAUCUAGAGAUUGGAUCGAUGUUUAACAUAACGUAUGCUAGCGCUACUGAUGACGACACGUUUGCAAGAGCUUUAGUUUACAAACAGUCAUAUAUUGAUAUUUAUGUUUGUGAAUGGAAAUUCAAUUUUCACCUUAAUGCAAUUGAUAUUGCAAUACAAUCGUCUAUUCAAAGUGGAGUUAAAAAGGGUCGAGGAGGGCUUGGAUCGAUAUACGUGCUACCUUCCGGUCAUGCGGGAGAUGGGUUUUUUAAUGACACGUUUGUUAUCUCGGUUGGAUCUGUAGUUUUCAACCAAAUACACCAUAGCGAUCUAAUCAUCAAUUCGGCCACAUUAGUUUCUGCAGUUAUCACGGAGAGCAAUAAAGCCAGAAAAGAAGGCAGUUCAUGUUUUGGACCCUAUAUGGCGACUGGAAUGAUUGCAGGGAUGAUUGCUUUAACCCUACAAGAAAAUCACAUCUUGAGCAUUCGCGAUAUCAAGCAGAUCCUUAUCCAAUCAUCGACACAUCUUGGACUUGAUUUCUCAAACGAAUUCAUGCCAAACGGGGCUGGAAGGUUCUUUCAUCCAUCAUUGGGAUUCGGAUAUCCAAAUGCAUCACAAAUGAUUGAAUUUGCAAAAUCUUGGAUACGACUCCCAAUGCAGUACACGUACAGAUACAAGAUGGACAACAAACAUGGAACCUCUAGUCUACGGUUUACGGUUGUUUGUGUCAAUAAAUGUGUAAAAGUUAUUGAGGAAGUUGUCGUUCAAAUAUACAACAUAACCUUAAAAAAAGGAUUCACACUUACACUAACCUCCCCAAGUGACACGUUGUCAGUUCUCCAUGCGUCGCAAGUACAUUCAGCAUAUCACUGGCCAAAUACUAUAGCAAGCCGACAGUUCAUGUCAACACACUUUUGGGGAGAAGGCAGUAAUGGGGUUUGGAAAUUACGCUGUUCUGGUUGCGGUAUUUUAUCCGCCUUCCUGAUCAUUCAAGGAUUGAAAGGCGAAAAGGUAUUUUCACAAACAGUUCCGAUUGAUUCAAAACAACAAGACAGCGGCGGUUCAUCUUGGAUGACCACAUUGAUAAUAGUAUUUGUAGUUACAGUGUUACCUAUUAGUUACGUUAUUAGGAACCGUGUUACAUGUUCCUUCAUAAGGUUGAAUCCUAUGCAGACUUCUGAGGAAAUGCACAGAUUGCAUACAUGUGAAACUGAAUCAAUUGAAGAGGUAUCGCUAUGAAAUGGUGUGGUCAAAUUAGCUCGGAAAUUGACCUAUCAUAGAACAAAAUGCAAAUAAUUUGUUUUGGUAUGCUUUAAAUAAUGCAAUAUAUUUCAGCUUUGAGGUUGGACAACGUUAAAUCUAUGUAAACAUUCCAUGCGUUGGUCAUUUCCAAUGAUUUCAAGAGAAUAUAUUUAAAGUAAACUUUGUUUAUUACAUAUGUAAAUAAAAUGUGUAUACAUUAUGAAACAAAUUGUUAUGUAUAUAAUUAAUAUAUAAUAUAUGCAGCAAAUCAAUAUUCCCAUGUUUAUAAAGAACCAUCUAGUGAUCACCUGGUUCUGUGUUAGGGUGAACAAUGUAUAGGAUGCAAAAUGUAUUUAAUUAUGUAAGAUAAAAAUGAAAAUGGAAAUACACGGUAAAUAUCGUAAGAGUUCUUGAGUUGAAAUAAAUAUUUUCAU